UUCAUCACCUCAAAUUUUUAAUCAUCUGCAAUUGAAAGUUGAUUUGAAAAAGUGUCAAAGAGGCGGUUAAUCUCCAUUACUGCUUAUCCGACUCCACUAUGAACCUUUACACUCUCAUCCCUGCCACAAUUUUUCUUGCUCUUUCACUUCUCCUUCUUCCUCUUCUCAACAACUAUUGGUUGAGUUUGACUCCAUCAACACCCUCAGUAGCAGAUUUAAUACUAAGAAAUGGAGUUAUAUUCACCAGCGAUGAGUCUCUUCCGUUUGCCGACUCUAUGGCCAUCUUAAACGGCAGGAUUCUCCGCGUUGGGAACUAUUCUUCCAUCCAGGAAUUGGCUGGAGAUGGGACAAAAGAGUUGAAUCUUGAAGGAAAAUUUGUGGUUCCAGGAUUUAUUGAUUCCCAUGUCCAUUUGAUUUGGGGAGGGCUGCAGAUGGCACAAGUGGAACUGCAUGGUGUAAAUUGUAAGGAUGAAUUUGUGAGAAGAGUCAAAGCAGUGAGAAAUUUAAAAAAAGGUUCCUGGAUUCUGGGUGGUGGAUGGAACAAUGACCUUUGGGGAGGAGACUUGCCAAUGACAUCUUGGAUUGAUGAUAUUACACCUGACAAUCCUGUUUGGUUAUCAAGGAUGGAUGGUCAUAUGGGCUUGGCAAAUUCAGUUGCCCUACAGAUGGCUGGGAUUACUAAUUUAUCGGAAGAUCCUGCUGGUGGAACUAUUAUGAGGACAUCUAGUGGAGAACCUACUGGAUUGCUAGUUGAUGCUGCAAUGAAACUCAUUCUUCCCUGGAUUCCCGAGGUCUCUGUAGAUGAAAGGAGGGAAGCCUUAUUUAGAGCUAGCAAACAUGCUCUGAUGAGGGGUGUGACGACUGUUGUUGAUAUUGGAAGAUAUCUCCCUGGGGCAUCAUUGCAGCAACCUUGGGAUGAUUUUUCAGAUGUCUAUCAAUGGGCUGUUUCUUCAGAGAAGAUGAGGAUCAGGGUUUGCUUAUUUUUUCCAAUACAGACAUGGUCGCGUUUAGCUGAUCUUAUCAACAAAACAGGCCAUGCCCAAAGCGAUUGGGUUUACUUGGGUGGCGUCAAGGCUUUUGUUGAUGGUUCAUUAGGUUCUAAUAGUGCACUCUUUCAUGAGCCAUAUGCUGAUGAGCCUGAUAAUUAUGGCCUACAAAUUAUGGAUCCUGAAAGUCUUCUUAACAUGACCUUGGCAUCGGAUAAAUCUGGUCUUCAGGUUGCCAUUCAUGCCAUAGGUGAUAAAGCAAAUGAUUUAAUUCUGGACAUGUAUAAAUCAGUUGCUGCAACAACUGGAAAGAGGGAUCGAAGAUUUAGGAUUGAGCAUGCACAGCAUUUGGCUCCUGGUGCAGCUGCCCGAUUUGGUGACCAAGGGGUUGUUGCUUCAGUACAGCCACAGCACCUCUUAGAUGAUGCGGAUUCUGCAAUAAAAAAGCUGGGGAUGGAUAGGGCUCAUAAAGCAUCUUAUCUGUUUGGAUCACUUUUGGCUGGCAAUGCUCAGUUGGCACUAGGAUCUGACUGGCCAGUUGUCGACAUCAAUCCGUUAGGUGCUAUCAAGACAGCAAUGAAAAGAAUACCUCCUGGUUGGGACGACGCUUGGAUUCCAUCAGAGCGAAUUUCAUUGAUCGACUCAUUGAUAGCGCAUACUAGUUCAGCUGCUCGUGGAUGCUUUCUUGAAAAUUAUUUAGGAUCAUUGUCUCCUGGGAAACUGGCAGAUUUUGUCAUAUUGUCGACUUCUUCAUGGGAGGACUUUGCAGCAGAAGGGACUGCAUCUGUCGAGGCAACAUACGUCUCCGGUAUGCAGGCAUAUCCUUAG
Messenger RNA from Pistacia vera, 1814 nucleotides. Its product is annotated as protein LONG AFTER FAR-RED 3. The transcript is spliced from 15 exons. NCBI's taxonomy places the organism in Eukaryota, Viridiplantae, Streptophyta, Magnoliopsida, Sapindales, Anacardiaceae. Gene Ontology annotation, molecular function: hydrolase activity, acting on carbon-nitrogen (but not peptide) bonds. The record is from RefSeq and is a predicted model, not a curated record. The coding region runs from base 99 to 1814 and encodes 571 amino acids.